Colossoma macropomum (tambaqui) is the source of this 4833-nucleotide messenger RNA. RefSeq names its product vinculin b (gene vclb). Gene Ontology annotation, biological process: cell adhesion. Gene Ontology annotation, molecular function: actin filament binding; structural molecule activity. Gene Ontology annotation, cellular component: actin cytoskeleton. NCBI's taxonomy places the organism in Eukaryota, Metazoa, Chordata, Actinopteri, Characiformes, Serrasalmidae. The record is from RefSeq and is a predicted model, not a curated record.
GGAACUGGAGCCACACAGAGCGCGCGCAGAGGGAUCUCAGAGGGCGCAGGGUUUGUUUCUGUCCACCGAACGGCUCGUCUAGGUUGUCCAACAUGCCGGUUUUCCACACGAAGACGAUAGAGAGCAUUCUGGAGCCCGUGGCCCAGCAGAUCUCGCACUUGGUCAUCAUGCAUGAAGAAGGGGAGGUGGAUGGGAAGGCGAUCCCAGACCUGUGCGCUCCCGUAGCCGCCGUGCAAGCAGCGGUCAGCAACCUGGUCAGGGUGGGGAAGGAGACAGUUCAGACCACAGAGGAUGCCAUCAUGAAGAGAGACAUGCCUCCAGCAUUCAUAAAAGUGGAGAAUGCCUGUACUAAGCUGGUUCAGGCUGCUCAGAUGCUGAAGGCUGACCCUUACGCCGUCCCAGCCAGAGAUUACCUCAUCGAUGGCUCCCGUGGAAUCCUCUCAGGAACGUCUGACCUGCUGCUGACCUUCGACGAGGCCGAGGUGCGUAAAAUCAUCCGUGUGUGUAAAGGCAUUCUGGAGUACCUGACCGUCGCUGAGGUGGUGGAGUCCAUGGAGGAUCUGAUCACGUACACCAAAAACCUGGGGCCAGGGAUGACGAAGAUGGCGAAGAUGAUUGACGAGCGUCAGCAGGAGCUGACCCAUCAGGAGCAUCGAGUCAUGCUGGUUAACUCCAUGAACACAGUGAAGGAGCUUCUGCCCAUCCUCAUCUCAGGCAUAAAGAUCUUCGUGACGACGAAGACGGCUCAGAGUCAGGGAGUGGACGAGGCUCUGAAGAACAGGAACUUCACCGUGGAGAAGAUGAGCGCCGAGAUUAACGAGAUCAUCAGAGUCCUGCAGCUGACGUCCUGGGACGAGGACGCCUGGGCCAGCAAGGACACCGAGACUAUGAAGAGAGCUCUGGCACUCAUCGACUCCAAAAUGGCUCAGGCAAAGAACUGGCUCAAAGACCCCAGCGCUCAGCCAGGUGAGGCUGGUGAACAGGCUAUUCGUCAGAUUCUGGAUGAAGCGGGUAAAGUGGGCGAGCUGUGUGCGGGUAAAGAGAGGAGAGAGAUUCUGGACACGGCCAAAACGCUCGGACAGAUCACUGACCAGGUCUCAGACCUGCGCGCCAGGGGUUCAGGUACGAGUCCAGUGGCGAUUCAGAAAGCCCAGCAGGUGUCUCAGGGUUUGGACAUGUUGUCGGGGAAAGUGGGGAACGCAGCACGGAAACUGGAGGCCAUGACCAACUCCAAACAGGCACUGGCCAAAAGAGCAGAAGCUGCUCAGGGCUGGCUGGCAGACCCGACUGCGAGUCCAGAGGGUGAGGAGCAUGUGAAGGCGGUUGUGGCUGAAGCCAGGAAGAUUGCUGAUAUGUGCGAGGACCCGCGAGAGAGAGACGACAUCCUGCGCAGUCUGGGAGAGAUUACGGCACUGACCGGAAAGCUGACCCAGCUCAGGAAAGCGGGUAAAGGUGACACUCCUGAGGCUCGCGCUUUGGCUAAGCAGAUUUCUACAGCUCUGCAGAACCUGCAGUCUAAAACCAACCGCGCUGUGGCUAACAGCCGGCCGGCUAAAGCUGCGGUGCACCUGGAGGGGAAGAUGGAGCAGGCUCAGCGCUGGAUGGACAACCCCAGCAUGGAGGACGGAGGAGUGGGUCAGGCUGCGAUCCGUGGGCUGGUUGCCGAGGGGCGUCGCCUCGCCAACGUGUUGCCGGGGAACCAGCGUGCGGAUCUGUUGGGGAAGUGCGAGCAGGUGGAGCAGAUGAUGGCUCAGCUGGCUGAACUGGCGGCCCGCGGAGAGGGUGAAACGCCGCAGGCCCGCACGCUCGCCAAGCAGCUACAGGAGGCCCUCAAAGAUCUGAAGGGUAAGAUGCAGGAGGCCAUGACGCAGGGGGUCUCGGACAUCUUCAGCGAUACGACCACUCCCAUCAAACUGCUGGCCGUGGCCGCUACCGCUCCACUCGGCACUCCAAACAGAGAGGAGGUGUUUGAGGAACGCGCAGCGAGCUUUGAGAACCACGCUGGACGUUUGGGGGCGACGGCAGAGAAAGCGGCCGCUGUGGGAACGGCCAAUCGCAGCACAGUGGAGGGAAUCCACGCUGCGGUCAAAUCCGCACGAGACCUGACGCCACAGGUCGUGUCUGCCGCUCGAAUCCUCCUGAAGAACCCUGGAAACCAGGCGGCUCAUGAGCACUUUGAGACCAUGAAGAACCAGUGGAUCGACAAUGUGGAGAAGAUGACAGCUCUGGUGGACGAAGCGAUAGACACUAAGUCCCUGUUGGACGCAUCUGAGGAGGCCAUUAAAAACGACCUGGAGAAGUGUCAGAUGGCCAUGGCCAAUCACCAGCCUCAGAUGCUGGUUGCUGGGGCAACCAGCAUCGCCCGGCGGGCCAAUCGGAUCAUGCUGGUGGCGAAGCGUGAAGUGGAAAACUCUGAAGACCCCAAGUUCCGCGAGACGGUGAAGGCUGCGUCCGACGAGCUCAGCAGUACCAUCUCCCCAAUGGUGAUGGGGGCCAAGGCCGUCGCCGGCAACAUACAGGACCCGACUCUCCAGAAAGGUUUUAUGGAUUCUGGCUACAGGAUUCUAGGCGCAGUAGCUAAAGUUAGAGAGGCCUUCCAGCCACAGGAGCCGGACUUCCCACCACCCCCUCCUGACCUCGAGCAGCUGCAUCUGAAUGAUGAUGCUGCCCCCCCAAAACCCCCCUUGCCAGAGGGUGAGGUGCCUCCCCCAAGGCCUCCCCCUCCUGAGGACAAGGACGAGGAGUUCCCAGAGCAGAGAGCUGGAGAGAUGGUCAGUGAACCCAUGAUGGUGGCCGCCCGGCAGCUCCACGAUGAGGCUCGCAAGUGGUCCAGCAAGGGUAAUGACAUCAUCGGUGCUGCUAAGCGCAUGGCUCUUCUGAUGGCUGAGAUGUCUCGACUGGUGCGAGGCGGCAGUGGGAACAAGCGUGCGCUGAUCCAGUGCGCUAAGGACAUCGCUAAAGCCUCGGACGAGGUUACCCGCCUGGCCAAGGAGGUCGCCAAGCAGUGCACGGACAAACGCAUCAGAACCAACCUGCUGCAGGUGUGUGAGCGUAUCCCCACCAUCAGCACUCAGCUGAAGAUCCUCUCCACAGUGAAGGCCACCAUGUUGGGACGCACCAACAUCAGCGAGGAGGAAUCUGAGCAGGCGACGGAGAUGCUGGUCCACAACGCUCAGAACCUGAUGCAGUCGGUGAAGGAGACGGUGAGGGAGGCUGAGGCGGCUUCCAUCAAAAUCCGCACAGACGCCGGAUUCACGCUGCGCUGGGUCCGGAAAACACCCUGGUACCAGUGAGGAGGCGUUCAGCACGGAGCGCGCACCGCCAGCCCACCGCUUCACUCCGCACCAGCUCCUGCAAUAUAACACACACUCGCACCCUCAGGUCCAGCCGCCGUGUCCCCUUAUCCCAAACUCUACACCUGUAUCUGCUGCUCUUCCACGCCUCCGCUACGGAAUGUAAGAUAAGGGACGGCCCGUUCACUUUAACAGCUAUUAUUGCUAUUUUCUGAUGCAAAAUUCCUUUUAUAAUUUGUAAAAAAAAACAAAGAAUUUUGUUUUUGAGAGAUUCCCAAGUUAUAUUUUAUAUUUAAAUCUGGUGAAGAUAAUUAUUUUCGUGUUUUGGGUGCACAAAAAGGACUUUUUUUCAAAUUUUCCUAAGUAACACUUUGCAAUAAUGCAUGUAUUUCAUCCUUCACGCAUUGCAUAAUAUCUAAAAUCAUCCAUUAAGGUUUGCGAUGCUCACACACUCUGAUUUAUGACGUUUUGUCAAUCUCUGCCAAAGAUUCGUCGUCGAGUUUGUUACGUUCCAGUUUGUUUUCGUGUUUGUUCAUCAAAAGGGAAUCAGCGUUGAAGAUUAAAUGAGUGAGGAUUUUUCUUCCAAAACAUUUUUCCAGUUUUGAAAAAUUCUUUGUGCAUCUUUGCAGGAUAAGGUGCUACAUUUACCUCCAUAGGCACAGGGUUUAGACUUGAACCUAGGUUUUAGUUCAUGCUCAGUAAGCAUAAAAGCUGCAUAGUGACACCCCUGGGUUAUUUCAUGGGUAUUAUAUAUUAUACUCAAAUAUUUUGGCAUAAAAUUCCCACAUAAUUUGCCCUCUGCCUGAAAGAAAGUGGAAAGUGAUGAGAAACGCAUCACCACCCACAACAUUCAGCAGAAAAAUAGUCCCAGAAAAGGUGUGAGAUGGCAUGUGUUAAAUUCUUUCGCGAGAUGAUGCGACACUGCAUUAUAGGUGUAUAAUUUCCCAAAAAAUGAAUAAAUAAAUAAAAAAUUCGCUCUAUGGUGGUAUUUUUAGUGCCCUAUCUUACUUAAGACACACAAAAAAGCACCAAAGUUGUUCUGGAGGCCUCGUAUUAGAAUUCCUUUGAGCUGUUCGCAGCGUAUGAGUUUGGUUGGUGUUAUGGGAUCAGAUUUGGUGGGUUUUUUCUUCCUCCUGUAACUGGUAUUGCUGUUGUGACGUCGAAGACGUUGUUGUUGGAUUGUUUUGUAUGUCAAUCAGAACUAAAACACAUACUAACUGAUCUGUUGACCUUUGACCAGGUGCCUAAAACUUUGUAUUCAUCAUGAACGAAGACACACCCUAAUUAAAUAAACUCACACAUAUACACACACAUACAUACAUGCACAGCCUUUACCGUCCUGUUAUUUCAAAUAGACUCCCACUGUGCUGAAAUACACUAACGAACACACUCGUAUUUAUAAGAGUGCUUUAGGGUUUUUUACUCUCUUUCCAUUUUCUAAUGUUGACCAGACAGAAGUUUGAAUGUAAAUAUCAGUAAACCCUGUUAUGACUUGCUCAUGUAUUAUGUGCCUUAUUAAAGCAUCUAGUCAUCAACAAAA